GCGGCAGGCCGCGCAGGCGCGGUGGAUCGGUGCUGGUCAAUCCCGAAUGUUGAGGGGCCGCUAACUGGGUCCAGCGGUGUUAGAAGGGGUCACCGAGUGGGUCUGUGUUGUGGUGGGGUAAGGCGGCCGGCACCAUGUCGAGGCAGGCGAACCGUGGCACCGAGAGCAAGAAAAUGAGCUCUGAGCUCUUCACCCUGACCUAUGGGGCUCUAGUCACCCAGCUGUGCAAGGACUAUGAAAAUGAUGAAGAUGUGAAUAAACAGCUGGACAAAAUGGGUUAUAACAUUGGAGUCCGACUGAUUGAAGAUUUCUUGGCACGGUCAAAUGUCGGGAGGUGCCAUGACUUUCGGGAAACUGCAGAUGUCAUUGCCAAGGUGGCGUUCAAGAUGUACUUGGGCAUCACUCCAAGCAUCACCAAUUGGAGCCCAGCUGGUGACGAAUUCUCCCUCAUUUUGGAAAAUAAUCCCUUGGUGGACUUUGUGGAACUUCCUGAUAACCACUCAUCCCUUAUUUAUUCCAAUCUCUUGUGUGGGGUGUUGCGAGGAUCCUUGGAGAUGGUCCAGAUGGCUGUGGAGGCCAAAUUUGUCCAGGACACCCUGAAAGGAGACGGUGUGACAGAAAUCCGGAUGAGGUUCAUCAGGCGGAUUGAGGACAACCUCCCAGCUGGAGAGGAAUGACCAUCCCCAGGACUUCAGCGUAGCUGGCAGGAGCCUUGUUGGAGUCAGAAAGCCUCAGUGCUCCCUCUGCCCUCUAGAAUUAAGUCAGUGACUGUUUAGCACGGAUGUUAUAUAUUCUUCUAACCUUGUUUCCCUUCUCCAUGUUAAUAAAGAGAGGACUGUGAUAUAGUCCAUUUACCCUACAA
This is a messenger RNA of Mesoplodon densirostris (Blainville's beaked whale), 862 nucleotides long. RefSeq names its product trafficking protein particle complex subunit 3 (gene TRAPPC3). The record is from RefSeq and is a predicted model, not a curated record. The transcript has 5 exons. Gene Ontology annotation, cellular component: cis-Golgi network membrane; TRAPP complex; cytosol. NCBI's taxonomy places the organism in Eukaryota, Metazoa, Chordata, Mammalia, Artiodactyla, Ziphiidae. The coding region runs from base 135 to 677 and encodes 180 amino acids. Gene Ontology annotation, biological process: endoplasmic reticulum to Golgi vesicle-mediated transport; intra-Golgi vesicle-mediated transport.